Molecule: messenger RNA, 378 nt
Organism: Fulvia fulva
Lineage: Eukaryota; Fungi; Ascomycota; Dothideomycetes; Mycosphaerellales; Mycosphaerellaceae
Exons: 1
Coding region: 1-378 (125 amino acids)
Source: RefSeq, a predicted model, not a curated record
AUGGCCACAAGCUUCCUCGGUAUCCCGCCGGAGCUUCGCAACAUGAUAUACGAGUACGCCAUCGAUUGGCCGACGCAUCAGAGCUGGAUCGAUCUACGCGUUGCGGCUACACCGCCAUCGCCUUUACUCCUCCUCCACAAUCGACAAAUAUACUUGGAGGCCCACAAGCUCCUCCGGAGAGCACGCUACGCCUACUGGUCAACGAACCACUUCUACCUCGACAUAGCCGCAUUCGAAAAUUGCGACUUGGCCCUCCUCCGUUCCAAGCGCCUAGAGCACAUCCGAAGACUGGACCUAGUUUUCCAGGAGGACCCGUUCCCAACAGUGCCCAGGCUUCAUAUCUACAGGAGAAGGCUUUUGAAUAUCCGCGGUAUAUAG